UGAACCCAGUGAAUCCACGACGUGCCCCUCCUCCAUCAGCUGAUGACGGUCAACCCAAAGCUGGGCAGGAAGUGCAUCUUGUGCCUGAAGCUAGUUGGAACAUGAACGGGAGAAGCUUGUUUUCACGCAGCUUCUGGGAUAACAAACUAAGCUUUUGACGGAAAUCCCCUGAAAAAACGCCAAAGUGAAACUUGUUUUCUCUUAACUUCUGUAGAAAAAGGGGGGGAAGAAACACAACAACGCAUCCUGGGACAUGGACAGUAGGAGAGGACGAGCGUGGGGGAAGCUUGUCAAAGUGGACUCCAGUGAAACUGUGAUGCUGUUCAACAGUGAAUGCACGGUUGGCAGAAAAAAAGGAUGUUAUCUUUCCUUUCCAGCGAAUAAACUUGUCUCAGGGGAGCACUGCAAGAUUGUGAAAGAUGAAAGCUCAGGGCUGGUGUGGCUUGAAGACAUGAGCACUAAUGGCACAGUGAUCAACAUGUCCAAACUGGUCAAGAAACAAACUCACAUGCUGCAGAAUGGCGAUGUCAUCUACUUUGUGUACAGGAAAAGUGAACCUGAACAAAACAUCGCCUAUGUUUACCACUCCAUCAAACUGGAUCAAACCGCUUCACAACACAAUUAUGGUUCAGAGAUGGCCCUCUCUGUAGAGCCUGUAAUGCUCUCAAAGGCUCCUCGGGAUGCAACUCAGGAGGAACCUCAACCCUCUACCUCUGCUUCACACUUCUGUAUUGAGACUGCUUACUCUUCUGGUGCCAUGGCAACCACAGGCUCUCCUGUGACUGGUGGGUUCUCUACUCACGCACUUUUAAAAGGCCAAGCUAACGAUCCAACCACUACACAGGAGGAAGAAACAGAAAACCUGGAGCCAACAAGCAAGAGGAGGAAAACCGAUGAUGAUAAAUCUUAUGAAUUAGGUGUGCCAUGCAGCUCAAGGCCAGAAGUGGUUAGUUCCUCAAAACCACCAGUAGAAGGGACUAAGACGGAUAAGAUGGAGGAAAGCUUGACAUGUGUUAUCUGCCAGGACCUGCUACAUGACUGUGUCAGUUUGCAGCCUUGCAUGCAUGUCUUCUGUGCUGCCUGCUAUUCUGGCUGGAUGGAACGCUCUUCCCUUUGCCCCACCUGCCGCUGCCCUGUGGAGAGGAUUCAUAAAAACCACAUUCUCAACAACCUGGUAGAGGCCUACCUCAUCCAGCAUCCAGAAAAGUGUCGCAGCGAGGACGACCUGAAAAGCAUGGACAGCCGUAACAAGAUAACUCAGGACAUGUUGCAGCCAAAAGUUGAGCGCUCUUUCUCUGAUGAAGAGGGCAGUUCAGAUUACCUCUUUGAGCUCUCUGAUAAUGACAGUGACUCCUCAGAUAUCAGUCAGCCUCUGGUGAUGUGCAGACAGUGUCCUGGCUACAGGAGUGAUGUGAACCAGCUCCUCUUUGCUUCGAGCUCAAGCUACUGGUUCCCCGGUCUGCCAAGUCUACAGCCUAUGCCUCCACCUCCCAACCCAGUUAGCGAGGAGGCGGCUGCAAAGGCCUCAGCAGAGAUGCCCUCAACAUCCUCGGAUAAUAAUAAUGAGUCUCCUCAGGAGUACCGCUGCCCCCCUCAGGGCUGCCAUCUCAUAUGCACCUGCUGCCUCCAGCCAAUGCCAGACAGACGGGCCGAGCUCGGCAACCAGCAGGUUAUUGCUCAACAAUGUGUGCUGUGCCAACGACCUUUCUGUCAUAUGUACUGGGGUUGCCAGAGGAUCGGUUGUCAGGGCUGUCUGGCUCGAUUCUGUGACCUCAACCUGACUGACAAAUGCCUGGAUGGUGCGCUGAACAACAAUAACUACGAAUCAGAGGUCCUCCGGAACUACUUAUCCUCCAGGGGGCAGUCUUGGAAAGAUCUGCUGAAGGACUCUUUGCAGGGUUUACAGCAAGGAAACUACCUUCUGACAGAUUGUCGUAUCUCUGCAAACGCCAUCCUGUGUUUCUGCUGUGGCCUGCGAGCCUUCAAGGAGCUGGCCUACAAAUACAGACAGAACAUCCCUUCAUCUGAAUUGCCAGCUACUGUAACGUCUCGUCCAGACUGUUACUGGGGACGUAACUGCCGCACGCAGGUGAAGGCGCAUCAUGCAGCGAAAUUCAACCACAUCUGUGAGCAGACGCGUUUCAAGAGCUGAAGCAGCAGCGUGGCUCGUCUUCCCUCAGCCGUGUCAAAUUGACAUAACUGAACAUCUCGUACAUUCGAGGAGGCACAAUCACUUUUUGCAUCCAUUGUUGCUAACCGCUUUAUGCAAUAAUCCCAGUCAGAUAUUACAAUCAAGUCUCUAUGUACAGCAGUGGCAAGGGUGUCUCUUCAGUAACACUAUGCACAUUCAUAUAGAAUUAAUUGCAGAGUUCAGAAAUGUGUGACGCUGCUUCUCGGAGUGAAGACCUUAAUAGAUAAUUUACACAAUGCUGCCAUUUAAAUUCUCAUCUGUUUUUCUUACAUUAUCUGCCAUAAGCGGGUAAUCAGCUAUUAUUUGCCUGAGCAGUUCAUUUAUUUGUAAGGUGAAGUAAUUAGGUUCUCCCUAAUAAAUCUGUCCUCCAGCAUGUGCAACAAAAAAAUAAUGCGAAUAAGGCAAUCUGUAUGGAUUAGAGCCAUACAUGCUUACAAGCGCUUUCUAUGUACCCCCUUAGCCUGGGUAAGUUGAGGCUUAAUAGCCCUUAUGUGUAUUGAUGUUCAUUAGCUCUCUUACUCGGUGUAGAAUCCAGAGCUUCCUGCAACAUGAUGCUGAUGAAAAUAUGUUGAUGUCAUUAGGGGGAAACAAUGAUGAGUAGUGUUAAGUAACAGAAAUUGUAUCAUGUUUAUUGGGCCAAGAGAACCAAAACUGCUGAAUUUAAACAAUAUUAUUAAAUGUAAAUGCACAACCUCCAAGGGUCUUUUUCACAAGGGCAUUAGUCUGUUCCCAGGCAAAGGUGAAAAGCCAUGUAUAAGCAGCUUUCACAUAAUGGUGUAGAUUUGUAAUCCCAUGUGAUAUCUGUGUAGGACUUUGUCUGUGGGUAGGGGAUCAUUGAGUUGUAACACUGCCAGAGGGCCUGGAGGCCUCUGUUGUGUGCUUUUGCUCUGGAUAAUCAUCUCCAAAGUGAUUAAAGUAUAGUAGGAGGAGCGCCUGGCGAGAGAUGCGUGGGAAGGGCUAAUCUGUGAUGAAAUGCACGGUUGCGUAGAACAGAGGGAAAAAUAGAUUGCACUCCAAGCAGCUAGUAAUAGUUAAAUCUUUAGUAGCAUGGAGGUUUGACAUACUGCUCCUGCAGCAUGUAGUUACUGAACAGUUGUGCCAAUACAAACACAACAGUGCAUUCUGUUGUAAAGUUGUCAUUUGCAGUGAUUGCAGCUACGUGUUAUUAAGGCUUACCUUAGUUGACUUUGUUGGAUUUUGUCCAGUUUUUCUCUGGUUCUUUCCUCAGGUACAGAAAGCUGCUGGUUUUUGUUUCAUUUGCAGUAUAACCAUGUUUGGUGGUUCAAAAUUCUGUUAAGUCCUAUUGAAUCCAGUGACCAUUUGUUCAUCAUCACCCAAGUGUCAGAAACGCAUGCAAACAUGCACAGAGAACUUUUGAUGUCUACUGUAAAGGUUGACAAAUCAGCCUCUUAUGGCCUUAUUUAGUGUGGCCAGAUUUAAGCGUGCACACUCAUAGGGGCCUUAUAUUUAAAUACAAGGAUGAAGGAGUAGUCUGUUAGUUGACUUUUACCUAGAGUCACUGUAGAAAGUGCUGGAGGAUGAUGUAGAAGCUGUUAAAGCAGGUGUUAGCUGUCAUCCAGUACAUUUUGUGUGAGUUCACUGGUGGUAUUGUUUUUCUACAUUUAUGUAGUAUUUUAGUUGACUUGAAGAGAAAACAAAAACGUACUGAGUCUAAAAAAAAUCUUAGUGUUUAUUUUUUACUGCUAAGAAUCUUUGCACAUAUUGUCGGCUCAUUUUUAUUUUGCUGGAUUAUAUCGAGCAUCAUGGGAAAACUGUCUGUAUCUAGUAUAUGGGAUAUAAGUAAGGCUCAUAAACUCUGAUGAGUAAUCAUGAAAACUUCCAUUCCAGACUGAGAUGUGAAGGAGAAAUGCAGUAGCCAAGAAAAAAAAUCUCCUUGAUAAUUUGAACCAGUUGCUCGAGUGUGGUUUAUUAAGAUUAACAUUUUCUGCGGUUAAUGUGGAUGAAACGUGUCGUUUGGGAAUCAUCAGGUUUUCAUUAGCGUACUGAUAGAAAAAUUGAAUUGUGAAUGGGGCGUUUCCCUGGCCUCUGCCUGAGCUCCUGAUUUGAAUUUGUUACGUUAGUGGUUUAGGUGUUUCUUGUCCUUUCUUUUACCCCCUCGGUUAUGGUGCGUCUACGUUAGCAUUCCUCAGCAGCUCAGGCCCUCAGCACAAGCCCGGUCGAUCCCCUGAUAGAGUGGCUGAGUUUUAAUUAUUCCCUACAGGAGAUCUGGGGACCCUAAGCCAACAACAGUCCCAAGCCGCUCCAAUCAGGAAUUAGUAUUAGAGGACUUUGGAGAAGUGCUUUGCAUUCUCCCUUGAAUGGUGUGUGUUUGGGGGGAAUGAUUGUUAUGUUGUAUACUAAGGCAAAUAUUUACUCACUUUGUGUGCAAAAGUCUGGACCAAGCUGCUCAGCAGUAUGGAAGAGGCAGGUUUCAUUCUACCUCAGCACAGCUCCCAGGAAAGUGGGAACAAACAGGCAUCUGUCACAGUAACAUCAGCUAAGAGCUGCACAUCUGUCGGUGCGAGAGAUGAACGAAUUUUCGGAUGCCUAAAAACUAUUUGCAAUGCACUAUUUGAACAAUUAGUCUGGACUAUAAUCAACUGCUAGUGUGAGCAGCACUUGGCACAUGCAGAAAGUGUUUGGUUUUCAUUAUGAGAAGUCUCUUCACACUGUUGUAUUCUACAAUUGUCUUUGAAAAAUGCGUAUGGAUCUGAUUUUGCUGUUAAUCUUUACCAUUAAAAAAAAAUGAUACCUGAAA
This is a messenger RNA of Maylandia zebra (zebra mbuna), 4949 nucleotides long. RefSeq names its product checkpoint with forkhead and ring finger domains, E3 ubiquitin protein ligase (gene chfr). NCBI's taxonomy places the organism in Eukaryota, Metazoa, Chordata, Actinopteri, Cichliformes, Cichlidae. Gene Ontology annotation, cellular component: nucleus. Gene Ontology annotation, biological process: protein ubiquitination; ubiquitin-dependent protein catabolic process; mitotic cell cycle checkpoint signaling. Gene Ontology annotation, molecular function: protein binding; ubiquitin-protein transferase activity. The record is from RefSeq and is a predicted model, not a curated record.